GAGACUCUUCGGGCUGGCUGGGCGCUGCUUGGGGACCCGCCUUCUCCCGGAGAGAACAAAACAACCCUCUUCUCCGCGAAUUUCUGUGCCACGCCAGCUCGGGUGCCAGAAACAGGACGUCGGAGCGACCAACGCCAGCUUAACCAGGAUGCCAAACUGGGGUGGAGGCAAGAAGUGUGGCGUAUGCCAGAAAACAGUGUAUUUUGCAGAGGAGGUACAAUGUGAAGGCAACAGUUUCCACAAAUCCUGUUUUUUGUGCAUGGUUUGCAAGAAGAAUCUGGAUAGCACUACAGUGGCUGUGCAUGGAGAAGAGAUCUACUGCAAGUCAUGCUAUGGGAAGAAAUAUGGACCAAAAGGCUAUGGAUAUGGACAAGGAGCUGGGACUUUAAGCAUGGACAAGGGUGAAGCAUUGGGGAUCAAAUCUGAAGAAUCUCAUCCCCACUACCCAACCAACAAUCCUAAUGCAUCCAGGAUUGCCCAAAAGGUGGGUGGUGCUGAUGGCUGCCCUCGCUGUGGACAAGCUGUCUAUGCUGCUGAGAAGGUGGUUGGAGCUGGAAAGUCAUGGCACAAGGCCUGCUUCCGAUGUGCAAAAUGUGGCAAAGGCCUGGAGUCUACAACUUUGGCUGAUAAAGAUGGAGAAAUCUAUUGCAAGGGUUGCUAUGCCAAGAACUUUGGACCUAAAGGCUUUGGCUUUGGCCAGGGAGCAGGGGCACUUGUCCAUUCUCAGUGAAGAACUAGAUCCCAGCAGCUUUGAAGCAUCCUUUCCAGCACUGAAUGCUUCGCCACAGCUGAGUUUAUCCAAUCCAAUCCUUAGCAAGAAUAAGGCUAUCUUGCUAGUUUGUAUGUAUUAGUAAUACAGUAACAAUCUGCUACUCCUUUUUGCUAGAUGGGAAGUCUUUCAAAGGGCCUUAUUCCACAGGUCCUUUGAAGCCAUACAGUAGCCUCAAACUCACCAUGGCUCAUAUUAGAAUAAUGGCCUCCUUUAACAUACAUCCAUGCAUUCAGUCUUCACUGACGUUUCAGAUGGCUACAGAGCACAUAGCUGCUUUUGAAUAACAAAUACUGCAACAGUUGUCUUUCAAAAUCUUUUCUCAACCUGGGCCAGCAUAAAUAAUUUUUAUUAGAAUAUAUUUUAUGAUACUAAGUUACACAUUAACAGUCUCAUAAAUAAGUACUGUGGAAAGUAUCAGUGAUCAUUAUGUGCUAGGAUGCAAAGCUGCGAAUUAAGAAAUGCCCAAGUAAAGCACAUUCUUCAAAUUUUAGAGAAAAUAUAAAUAAAAAACACCUUAGCUCUCAAGCUGAAGUAAAUACUGCAUUUUCAACAAAAAAAUAUGUAUUAAUCAGUGGCCGCUAAUUAAGAUGCUUUUGUACAUUGGUUUGGUAGAAUUCAGUUUGAUUUUCAAAAUUUCAAAGACCAAAUUUCCAAUUUUUGAAGAUCAGUAUGGAUCUGGGUUUUUUUAACAUUCCUAAAAUGUUUGACUUUAGAGACAAUCAGAAUCCACCAUUUUUCCGGAUUCCAUUUUUUAGAAAACUGGGACUAUUAAUAUCCAUUUUGUUGCUGCUUCAUUUUUGCAUUUUUCCACUUAGCUGAAUAAUUACUGAAUUCACAUAUUGUACUAAGUUAAAAUGUGAUUUGGUUGAAUUUGGCUUUGUAUGAUGUAUGAACCCAACCAUUAUAAUUUAGAAAACAUGGUUUGUAGCGUAGUGUGAUGUUUAAACCAAGCAAAACAGCUUCUUCACUUAAAAACAAAUCAUACCUUAGAUUCAGUGCCUUAGAAUGAUAUGUGAAUCCCUAUUGGUAAAAUUAAAAAAAGAUUAAGAUGGAUUGGAAUUCCUUUUUUAAACUAUGAAAAGUAAGAAUUGUAGAUAUCUUCAUCUUUGGACCAGAGUUGACAGUUCUAGUUCCUCCUUUUGUUAAACAUAGAAGACUCCUGCUUUCACAGUCUUAAGUUUCACUGUUUUUUUAGUUUCUUAAACUGAAAAACCUAGUUCAUGGACCCAUAUCAUGCUAAAUAGUUUUAGUAUGAGCCUAAUGCACAUAUUUUUCAUUUAUAAUGCAGCCUAUUUAAUGAUUUAAUCCCCGUUCAGUACUUAAUAUGGGGUUAAAUUAAAAUGCAGUAAUUCUGUAGACACAACAAAGAAACUAUACCAGUGCUUUAAAAAUAAUUUAGAAAAGAAACUUCAAAGUGCAUGUACAAUAGUCGUAAUUACUGCAAUAGUAGUAAUUACAAUUGUCCAAAUAUGACUUUCCCAAGAUUUUUCUAUGGUGGCAGGGACAACCAUAUGAUCCUGAGAAAAUAUAUGGUUACUUUAAAAUGCACUAAACAGGUCCUACCUUCAUGCAUCCCUGUGCUUUGAAGUUUCCUUUUGAAAUGGAAUCCAGAGUGUGGCAUAUUCUUAUUACAAACAUAAACUAUGUUCAGAGAAAUUUCUCUGCCUUUAAUAAAGCAGUCAAAAUGAA
Molecule: messenger RNA, 2461 nt
Organism: Crotalus tigris (Tiger rattlesnake)
Lineage: Eukaryota; Metazoa; Chordata; Lepidosauria; Squamata; Viperidae
Gene: CSRP1
Product: cysteine and glycine rich protein 1
Exons: 6
Coding region: 149-730 (193 amino acids)
Biological process (GO): sarcomere organization; muscle tissue development
Cellular component (GO): Z disc; nucleus; cytoplasm
Molecular function (GO): actinin binding; structural constituent of muscle
Source: RefSeq, a predicted model, not a curated record